AUGGCUCUAUUAAGAGGCAAGCCUCUGAAUCGGUCAGAGGCUAGGCUGUUUGGUUCACAAAAACUUCACCUCUUAAUGGAACCAUUCAGCUCUGAAUGGUUCAGCUACUUUUCACAUCUGAAUAAAACAUUGGACACCCAUACCCUUGCCCUAACAAAACAAACAACCCCUCUUCUCCUCAAUACACAGAGACAUCAUCUUUCUCCUCCACAGCCAACAUCAUCAUCUUUCUCCUCACAGCCGCCAUCAUCUCCUCUCCUCCACAACUUCGCCGCCCUCCAUCCACGUCGCAACAGUCCUCCAUCGCAGCGCCCUUACAGCCUCCGUUCUCCUCCGCCGUCCUCCACCACUCCGCCGCCCUCCGUCUCCACCGGCUCCUCCAUCCACCGGCCUCCUCCCUCCACCGAUGCUUCGGUCAUAGAGAAAGGCCUUAAUAUUGUCGGCUGGUUAAAUCAGUUGGUAACAGAGGGUAGGCAGCAUGAGAUAAUUGGUGAUAUUGGAAUGUGA
Helianthus annuus (common sunflower) is the source of this 507-nucleotide messenger RNA. RefSeq lists its product as uncharacterized. The coding region runs from base 1 to 507 and encodes 168 amino acids. The transcript has 2 exons. NCBI's taxonomy places the organism in Eukaryota, Viridiplantae, Streptophyta, Magnoliopsida, Asterales, Asteraceae. The record is from RefSeq and is a predicted model, not a curated record.